AUGACCCUGGAGGAAAAGGUCAUUCUGCUUUCAGGAGAAGAUCUUUGGAGAACACACCCCAUUCCUCGCCUGGGGAUUUCCCGCAUCAAGACCUCUGAUGGGCCUGUGGGUGUCCGCGGUGGCAUUUUCACUGAUGGAGUGAGUGCGGCUUCGGCACCAACAGGUGUCUCGUUGGCUGCUACCUGGGACAGGCAGGUUAUCAAGGAUGUCUGCCAAGUCCUUAUCGCUGAGGCCAAGAGCAAAGAGGUUGAUGUCCUGCUUGGCCCUACAGUCUGCAUCCCGAGGACUCCUCUAGGUGGUCGCAAUUUCGAGGCCUACAGCGAGGAUCCUUUCUUGACGGGAAAGCUCGCUGCCACAUACAUCAACUCCAUACAAGAGGCGGGUAUCGGAACAUGUGUCAAACACUUCGUUGCGAAUGACCAAGAGACCCGUCGGUUCUUUAUUGACGAAAAGAUUCCCGACCGUGCUCUGCGCGAAAUCGCCCUACAGCCCUUUCAGAUUGCCAUUCGAGAUAGCAACCCAUGGAGUGUGAUGACAGCUUACAACAAAGUCAAUGGUACUUUCUGUUCCGGUCAUGACUUUCUCUUACAGGACAUCCUUCGGAAAGAAUGGGGUUGGGAUGGUCUCGUUAUGAGUGAUUGGUUCGGCACCAACAGUGUUGUUCCAUCUGUUAAAGCAGGCUUGGACCUUGAAAUGCCUGGGCCAAUCCGGAGAAGAGGCAAACAUUUGAUCGAGGCUUUUCGCCAAGGAUUGGUGGACGCAUCAUUCAUCGACGCCUCAGCUUCACGGGUUCUAGAGCUGCUUUACAAGACGGGAAAAAGCAGCAUUCCGGACUGGAAGGAGGGACCAGAGAAGGCUGAUGAUCUUCCCGAGCACCGGAAGAUUCUUCGUCGAGCUGGCGCUGAAGGGAUCGUUUUGCUUAAGAACUCUACGAAUCUUCUCCCGCUAUCCAAUUUGAACGGCAAAACGAUUGCUGUUAUCGGUCCCAACGCUGCACGAUCAGUUGCCACUGGUGGUGGAAGCUCAAACUUGGCACCUCACUACCGCACGACACCGUAUGAGUCCAUCAAGAGUCAGGUGAUGGAGAAGGCCCCGACGGCCAAAGUUAAGACGCAUGCAGGCAUUCUCACGCAUCGCUAUGUUCCUCUUGUCGAUCCCGCCGUGAUGAGAAAUCCGGAAACAGGGAAGCCUGGUUUCUUGCUAUCAUUCUAUCGGAACAUGAGCCAUACCGGUGAGCCCUUCAUGGUGGAGAAUCGCCCAAGCUCCCACCUGGUGUGUUACGAUGGGCUCCCGCCUGAGUUGACCACCGGCGAGCGGUACUCAUACAGGGGCAAGGCCAUCAUUACUCCAAAGACCACGGGAUUGCAUGAGUUUUCUCUGUCUUCAUGUGGUCCUGGUAAACUCAUCCUGGACGGAAAGGUUCUCAUUGACAUUGACCGACACUGGUGGUCCCCGAAGUCUGCACUCUUCAUGAGCUACGGUUCGCCAGAGGAGCGUGUCAAGGUACACAUGCAAGAGGGCAAAGAAUACGAGCUGGUCCUUGAGUCGACGAGUCGGGAGCCGAAGCCCUACGACCUUGACUUCAUGGCAGAACUAGAACGUGAAGAGGUCCAAGACGGUGGUCGCAUAGGAUUCAUGGAGAACCCUGGUGAUCUCGAAAAGUUCUUCCAAGAAGGAGUCAACAUGGCACAAGACAGCGACAUCGCUAUUGUGGUGGUUGGCAAGGACCACGAGUGGGAGACUGAGACCAGCGACAUGGUGUCGAUGGACUUGCCGGGGCGAUCGAACGAGUUCAUUGCCGCCGUGGCGAAAGCAAACCCCAACACCAUCGUCGUGAACCAGACAGGUAGUCCUAUCACGAUGCCCUGGAGUGAGCAGGUUCCGGCUAUCAUCCAGGCUUGGUACCAGGGACAAGAGCUAGGGAACUCUCUGGCUGAUGUCCUUCUUGGUGUUACUAACCCGAGCGGCAAGCUUCCAAUCACCCUCCCGAAGCGACUUGAGGAUAAUCCCUCGUAUGGCAACCAUCCUGGAGAAAAUGACAUCGUCCACUACGGUGAGGGCAUCUACGCCGGCUAUCGUUUCUACGAUCUGCGCAAAAUCGAUCCUCUCUUCCCCUUCGGCGCAGGCCUCUCUUACACGACGUUCAGGUAUAGCAAUAUCCGGCUCAGCGGAGAUGUUCUUCCCGCCAACGGUGAGAUUGAGGUCACAGUGGAUGUCACCAACACAGGAGACCGUGAUGGCAAGGAGAUUGUUCAGUUCUAUGUCAACCAAGUCAAUCCUCGAUUAGGAAGACCAGUUAGAGAGCUCAAAGGCUGGGACAAGGUUCUUGUGCGCGCCGGAGAGACAGUCACAGCACGCGCGACUCUUGAUAAAGUCAGCGUCUCAUACUGGGAUGAUGCAGUCGACAAGUGGGUGAUUGAGGGGGAUGCCGAGUUCCAUGUCACGGCGGCCAAGGAUUCGCGAGAUGAGGGCGUAACUGCGACGUUCCGCUCCUCCAAGGCAUUCCAGUGGAUCAACUGA
Molecule: messenger RNA, 2520 nt
Organism: Fusarium vanettenii 77-13-4
Lineage: Eukaryota; Fungi; Ascomycota; Sordariomycetes; Hypocreales; Nectriaceae
Exons: 5
Coding region: 1-2520 (839 amino acids)
Biological process (GO): glucan catabolic process
Molecular function (GO): beta-glucosidase activity
Source: RefSeq, a predicted model, not a curated record